AUGCCAGGCCAAUGUCAUGUCUUGCACCCGUUCCGCCGCUAUGAUUGUGGCGCAACUGGUCAAACUAUCGCCUCCGGCGUCAUUCUCUUGACGCGAACCGAGCUGAUGGAACGCCGACUAUCCGUCCGCCAACUACCGGCUAGCAGACCCGCUAAAUACGGUCUGAUGUUGGGAAGCCUUCACUCUGGCAUGACGGGCGACCGACACGAUGCCAUCCAGCGCACCAAACCUGCAGCCCACUCACCGCGCACGCCUACGGAUAAAUUACCUACCUAUUCAUCCCAUCUGCACGCAACCCAGCACUCUGUCAUAGCCCAGCAGGCACUAGGCCUGGCGUUCUUAACCAACCAAGGUACGGUUUCCAACAGAUCUACGAUGAUCAGACGUGGGCAAGUACUGCUCCUCAGUGGGUUUAAGCAUACCCUGCAGCGCGCGCGUGCGAAACAGAACACCCGCCCGUGCCGCCUUCUCCCCCUCACCAAGAGAGUCUCAUCCUCUGGGCAUGGUUUGAUCACGGUCGACAAUGACGAACUCGAAGCAGCCGCGCAUCCUCCACUACUGGCGGUGCAAACAUUCCUGCAAACCAAUUCCUACCAGUGCGAGACGUGA
Messenger RNA from Colletotrichum paranaense, 609 nucleotides. RefSeq lists its product as uncharacterized. The record is from RefSeq and is a predicted model, not a curated record. The transcript has a single exon. The coding region runs from base 1 to 609 and encodes 202 amino acids. Lineage: Eukaryota; Fungi; Ascomycota; Sordariomycetes; Glomerellales; Glomerellaceae.